CGCCUCUCUGCCGGGCGUCCCGAGCCGGGGCCCGGCUGCGCUGCCCGCGAGCUCCGCGUCCGCAUCCAUGGGUCUCCAUGGCGACGGCGGGGUCCCGGCAGCCCGAGCGGGGCCGCGGCGUUCCGGGGGCCUCCGCGGCAGCGUGGCCGUGUUCGCCGCCGUGGCUGCCAUGUUCACCGUCACGCUGCCCCGCUCGCUGCCGGGGGGAGACUCGGGGGAACUGAUCACAGCCGCACAUGAGCUUGGAGUUGCCCACCCUCCUGGCUAUCCUUUGUUCACGCUGGUGGCCAGCCUGGCCAUCACGCUCUUCCCGUUGGGCUCUGUUGCCUACCGCGUCAAUCUUCUCUGUGGCUUGUUUGGAGCGGUGGCUGCUUCGCUCCUUUUUUUCACCGUUUUCAGGCUUUCUGGCUCACAUGCUGGAGGAAUCCUUGCUGCGGGGGUGUUUUCAUUUUCUCGCCUAACAUGGCAGUGGUCCAUUGCAGCUGAGGUUUUCAGCUUAAACAAUCUGUUUGUGGGGCUGCUCAUGGCGCUUACUGUGUGUUUUGAGGAGGCAGCCGCUGCAAAGGAGAGAUCAAAGAUAGCAGUGAUUGGUGCUUUCUCCUGUGGCCUUAGCUUGUGUAACCAGCACACAAUCGUACUCUAUGUUUUAUGCAUAAUACCCUGGAUUCUCUUCCGACUUUUGAAAGAGAAGGAGCUGGCCGUUAGCUCUCUGUUGAGGCUGGCUCUGGCCUUCUCUGCUGGCCUGCUGCCCUAUGUCUACCUGCCUGUGUCAUCCUACCUCAAUCGCGCCCGCUGGACCUGGGGGGACCAGACAACACUGCGAGGCUUCCUGACACAUCUCCUCCGGGAGGAAUAUGGAACAUUCAGUCUGGCCAAAUCUGAAAUAGGAUCCAGUGUGUCUACAAUACUUCUUUCACAAAUAAUAAAUAUGAAGACCGAACUUUCAUUCAACAUCCAAGCUCUUGCAGUUUGGGCAAAUAUAUGUUUAACUAGAAAGAGCAGACAGCAGUCCUCGUUAGUGUGGCUUUUCACGGGAAUGCUUUGCGUUUAUUCAUUAUUCUUUGCUUGGAGAGCAAAUUUAGAUAUUUCAAAACCACUUUUCAUGGGUGUGGUGGAGCGAUUCUGGAUGCAGAGCAACGCGGUGGUGGCAGUUCUCGCUGGCCUCGGAUUGGCCGCCCUGGCGUCCGAGACUCACCGAGUGCUGAACUGCCAUGGGACUCAGUAUCUGGAGUGGCUGUCUGCAGCUCUCUUUGUGGCUUAUCAAAUAUACUCAAAUUACAGCAUUUGUGAUCAAAGAACCAAUAAUGUGAUCGAUCAGUUUGCACGAAAUCUCCUGGACUCCAUGCCUCGUGAUGCAAUCAUCUUACUCAGGGGAGACUUGCCAGGGAAUUCUCUCCGUUACUUGCAUUACUGUGAGGGGUUGAGGCCGGAUGUUUCCCUAGUGGAUCAAGAAAUGUUGACUUAUGACUGGUAUUUACCCAAGAUGGCAAGGCAUCUCCCAGGCGUGCGCUUUCCUGGGGACCGGUGGAGCCCCGUGGAAGGAGUAUUACCUGGUGGAGUGGUCACAUUCAGUCUUCAUCACUUUCUUGAGAUGAACAAACAAAAAGAAACAUUUGUUUGCAUAGGAAUUCAUGAAGGUGACCCAACCUGGAAAAGGGCUUAUUCACUUUGGCCUUGGGGUUCUUGUGACAAGUUAGUUCCUUCAAGGAUUGCAUUCAACCCAGAGGAGUGGAUUAAACGCACAAGAAGUAUCUAUAACUGGACGGAGGAAUACGGAAGAUUUGAUCCAUCUUCAUGGGAAUCCGUGGCCAAUGAGGAGAUGUGGCAAGCAAGGAUGAAGACACCAUUCUUCAUCUUUAACCUGGCAGAGACUGCCAUGGUGCCUCGAGACGUGAAAGCACAGCUCUACACUCAUGCAUAUAAACUUUAUAAGGAGAUUGUGUACUUGCAAGAGGAACACCCAGUGAAUUGGCACAAGAACUAUGCCAUCGCCUGUGAGCGGAUGCUGCGCCUUCCAGGGACAGCCACAGACCCUGAAGUCCUGCUGUCUGAAACCAUCAGACAUUUCCGUCUCUACGCUCAGAAAGCACAGACUGACCCCCAGCGAGCAGACAUCAUCGCUGCUCUCAAGCACCUAAGACGAGAACUGCGAAGUCUAAGAACUAGAAAGACGGUCUGAGCCGGCAACAGUGGCUGCCCUGCUCACUAGAAAGACGUCUGAGCCAACAACAGUGGCUGCCCUGUUCAUGUUCUGCUUCCAGAGGUGCCAAAGACCAAACGCUUUUCCUUCCAGUAAAGAAAGUGUAUCAGAAGAGUAGAAAUCUCAGUUAUCUCCUGGAACAGCAGAAAUCCGUUCAUGGCUACAAUGUAUGCUUUAUACAAAAGUGUGUUUAUCUCAUGUUGCCAAAUUAGGAUUUUUUGAGAAGUGUUCAGAAACAUCUGCACUAUCAAACAGAAACAUCUAGUGACUGUAGUAGGUUCUAGACAAGAAGGAACUGUCUCCACAGACCUAAGACGUUUGACCCUGACUCUUUUGAGGUCUGUGAUUAUUGGGAUUCAUUCAAAAAGAUAGUCUUAAAAUACGCAUUCCAGACCAAAAGCAUCUUCCAGUUCCUGAAAGUGAGACGGUCUCUGAAACCAGUUCUUGCUACACCUCAUUAGAAUUCCUUUUUCUUCUGUUAACUGUGAUUGUUAGUCUGAAACUUUGUACUUUAAACCAAGUACUUGAUUUUUUUUUUAAACUUUGAGUUUUGUUGUCUUCAUUCUGCCCUCCCUGUAAAAGGAAAGAUAAUUUCAUGUUUGCUUCUGUCAGCUGUAGAAACAGGCAAAUUAAAAGGCACUUAACAUGUCCUUAAUUAAUUUCAUAUUUAUGUUUUCCUUCUAUUUGGAUUCCCAGAUCUACCCAAUAAUUAGGAGGUAGCUAGCUGCCCAGAUGCACAAAGGGUGUGGGCAAGAGUGGGGGCGGGGAAGUCGCUCAGUAAAUUAAUUUCUGUUACGGGCAUCUUUUAUACAUCGUGCUAGAGGGAACCUAGUAAGAAAUGCAAAUAAUAAUAGUUCUUUAUUUUAUUAUGACAGUUAAUUAAUAGCAACCUGUUUUAAUGAAUAAAGUCACUCAGAGUCCUUCAGCACUUCCUAAGAGGAGGCCAGCAUCCGUAGGGAUUCUUCCCCGAUUGUGCGCUCCUAGACUCCAGGCACUAUAUAGGCCCUGUAUAGAAAUGCUCACUAAUGAAGAGGGAGGGCUAGAAGCUUGUCUGCAUUCAAAGAUCACUGGUGAGUCAUUCAGCAAGAAAAGGCCCCUUACCAGGGAUAGCCACAGUUCCGUGGCAUUGUACUAGCAAAAGGGGCUGAUCAAAGGUCUCCCGUGGAGCUUGCAUGGUUCCCUUUCAUACCACGACCAUAAUUAAAACCACUAAUUCUCUUUUAAAAUGCUGCAGGAUGCCAUGUAGGCAUCUGUCUGGAGUGUCCUUUGUGAUGUCAUAAGCUGUUAAGGGCCAGUGCCGAGGGCUUUUGAGUGAAAUGCCAGUCCUGAAGGUGCUUCACGACAAGGGCGCUUCUGAAAGCCUGACAGGCCUCGACUGCACAAUUCGAGCUGAAUUUGCCCCUUGUCAGCUGCCAGUAAAUAAAUCUCAAAGGGGGAAAGGCUGAAGUUUCAUUACCUGAUCCGUGGGCCUUUGUUGGUUUUGGCAUCACACAGGGGAAGCUCUUGCUCCUCCAUUCUCUGGAUUUGAAGAUGGCCAUUGGAGCCUGCAGUGCCUGGACAGGGUUCAGAGCGGAACCUUUUGAAGAGUGUCAAUAGUUGUAACAGUUCAGCUGUUAGGAAGACAAAUACAUGGAGGAGCUCAUUAAUCCGCUUUUGGCUCUCGGUGCCUUUUGCCCCUUUCAUCACAGCCUUAUUAGGCUCCUGCUCAUCUUCAACCAGAAGAGACCGAAUUGAAGUUGUUGAGUACUAAUUGGCAAAGACUUUUAAUCAGGGGCCAAGAACUUUCACUGACUUGAAAGUAACUUCUCCACAGGGAAGAGCCAGAAACCUGGUUCACCUUAAAACAAAAACCUGCUGGAGCUCAGUGUGGUGUGGAGGUUGAACGAAGUGUCGAUAAAUUCUCUAAGUCUAGCCAUUCGAAAGAAAUUGUGCAAGAUUGUGAGUUUCACUUUUCAGGGAGAAGACGGCAAUAAAAUUCAAACAUUUCUUAAGAAA
Messenger RNA from Arvicola amphibius (Eurasian water vole), 4195 nucleotides. RefSeq names its product transmembrane protein 260 (gene Tmem260). The record is from RefSeq and is a predicted model, not a curated record. The transcript is spliced from 16 exons. NCBI's taxonomy places the organism in Eukaryota, Metazoa, Chordata, Mammalia, Rodentia, Cricetidae. The coding region runs from base 68 to 2179 and encodes 703 amino acids.